Molecule: messenger RNA, 543 nt
Organism: Acaulospora colombiana
Lineage: Eukaryota; Fungi; Glomeromycota; Glomeromycetes; Diversisporales; Acaulosporaceae
Source: the annotation of a GenBank genome assembly
AUGAGUGCAGUUGAUCUAGAAUUAGACUAUCAAAUCCAGUCCACGAUCACAGAAGAGAUGGGAGACGCAACGGUCCUCACAAUCGCACAUGGAUUACGGACGGUUGUCGGGUAUGAUCGUAUUCUCGUAUUGGAUCAAGGUCGCAUUGUAGAGUUUGACACGCCCCAAAGGUUACUGGAACAAGAGGAUAGGUUAUUUGCUCGUAGGGAGUGUAGACUGGGAAGAGUUGGGGAGGAUGCGCUUUGCCCAUAUGCAACUCCUGGUGGUCGGUGCCUAUUUAGCGUGGUAUGGUUUACCAGUCUUCUCAACGACAAGGCGCGGGACUCCGGUUUCCCAUCUCCUUUUGACACCACUAGGGAAGGGUUGAUUUGUUUCGAAAUCCCAUUUGGCAUAGCUUCCCUGAAUUUUAUAAAAUUACAACAAGAAUAUCGGAGGUACUUGUUCACCAUUGAAGCAUGCUCCGAACUCACACCUCCCAGAAUGGUUGGGAUUUUUUCUCUCGGUAUACCGUCUGUCAGAUUGGUGAAACAGGGAGAUAAAUGA